AUAAUCGCUGCUGUUCUUCUUCAUCUUCACCCCGAAAAAAGGAUUCUCCUAAAACCUAACAAUGGCUGCAAAAUCACUGCUUUUAUUCUCUCUAUCCCUCUUCCUCGCCCAAGCAUGGGCAGCCGACAUGUCAAUCAUCUCCUACGACGAGGAGAAGCUGAAUUUGAUGUACGAGUCGUGGACCGUGAAGCACGGCAAGUCGUACAAUGCCCUAGGCGAGAAGGAGAAGCGCUUCCAGAUUUUUAAGGAGAAUUUGAGGUACAUCGAGGAGCAGAACACCGUGGAGGGGCGGACCUACAAGCUAGGUCUCAAUCGCUUCGCCGAUCUGACCAAUCAGGAGUACCGGAGGAUGCAUCUCGGGACGAAGCGGCGUUCGGCGCUGCGGCUCGGCGCGACGAAGAGCGAUCGCUACGCCUUGAGGGAAGGUGAUUCCUUGCCGGAAUCCGUUGACUGGAGAACCAAGGGCGCGGUGGCGCCGGUGAAGGAUCAGGGCAGCUGUGGAAGUUGCUGGGCGUUCUCUACUAUUGCUGCUGUGGAAGGAAUCAACCAGAUCAAAACUGGAUCUUUGGUCUCUCUUUCCGAGCAAGAGCUAGUGGAUUGUGAUACGUCCUAUAACCAAGGGUGCAAUGGUGGUCUUAUGGAUUAUGCAUUCGAGUUUAUCAUAAAAAAUGGUGGCAUCGACUCUGAAGAGGAUUAUCCUUACACAGGAAGGGAUGGCAAAUGUGAUACUUACAGGAAAAACGCCAGAGUUGUAUCCAUUGAUGGUUAUGAAGACGUACCCGUAAAUGAUGAGAAGGCGCUGCAGAAGGCGGUUGCUAACCAACCAAUUAGCGUUGCCAUUGAAGCCGGUGGAAGGGACUUCCAGCUCUAUCAAUCAGGUAUAUUCACCGGAAAGUGUGGGACGAACUUGGACCACGGUGUGGUUGCCGUUGGAUAUGGCACUGAAAACGGUAAGGAUUAUUGGAUCGUAAGGAACUCAUGGGGUUCAAGCUGGGGAGAGGAGGGGUAUCUUAGGAUGGAGCGCAACAUUGCAGACAAGACUGGUCUUUGUGGAAUCGCUAUAGAGCCCUCGUACCCUACCAAGACAGGCGAAAACCCCCCUAACCCGGGUCCAUCUCCCCCAUCCCCCACCCCAAAACCCUCAGUCUGUGACGAGUACUAUGAAUGCCCUGAGAGCACGACUUGCUGCUGCAUCUAUUCGUAUGGCAAGUACUGCUUUGCAUGGGGAUGCUGCCCUCUCGAGGGCGCCACUUGCUGCGAGGACCACUACAGUUGCUGCCCCCAUGACUACCCCGUUUGCAACGUUCGCGCUGGUACCUGCUCAAUGAGCAAGGAAAACCCGAUCAGCGUGCAGGCGAUGAAACGCAUUCUCGCCAAACCCAUCUCCUUCAGUAGACAAGGCCUCAAGAGUGAUCUUUGAGAAAUUUGGCGAUUGAAAGAAGGCAAAGCUCCUCGUAUUGAAAUCAGAAGCUAUGGAAGGCUCUGGUUUGUAAAUUAUUCUCCAUUUGCUGCAGAUUUGAAACUCAAGAAACAAUGCAGAGGUUCUUAUGUAUAGUUGGGAUAUUUAUUUAUGAUUAAGAUGUAACAAUUGGGUGCUGUGAUCAGCAAUUUCGGCUUCGGAGAAUUAUGAUUGUACCUUUUCACUUAACACAUUCAAGAAAAACCCUUUUCCAUUUGAUAUC
Molecule: messenger RNA, 1682 nt
Organism: Salvia splendens (bonfire salvia)
Lineage: Eukaryota; Viridiplantae; Streptophyta; Magnoliopsida; Lamiales; Lamiaceae
Product: low-temperature-induced cysteine proteinase
Exons: 5
Coding region: 62-1420 (452 amino acids)
Biological process (GO): proteolysis
Molecular function (GO): cysteine-type peptidase activity
Source: RefSeq, a predicted model, not a curated record